CAAAAAGUAAGCAGCUGCUUCUACAGUUUUCUUAAAAUGGACUUAAAAACCCAUGACUGCAGAUUAUUAUUUUUUGGGCGGAUUUCAUUCUAAUUGCUAUGUAUGACUUGCAGCCCUACUUUCUACGCUCAUCCAGCAGGUCCUCGUACAAGGAAAGCAUGGACAAUGAUAGCGGUGCGUGGAAUGAUGACGACAAUAUCGAGGAGAAUGACACGAGUGCGGAGGGCUCUAGUAGUAACGCAUCAAAUACAUUUGAUUUUGAUACAUGGGCGGAAUGGUACGCAUGGUCUAGCCGUAACAAUGGUACGGAAGAAGCGGUUCUUCUUUUGAGCAUGUUGAUGGAGGAGCAGCAAUCCCAUGCCCAACGUCGUAUGCCCAGGGCACAACAUAACAUUGGCUUGCGUGGUUAUCAGUACAUCAUCGCAGUACUUAAUGGACAUCCUAACACCUAUUACGAGAUGUUCCGAAUGGAGGUAUAUGCAUUCCGGGCCUUAUGUGAUCAUUUACGUAGAGAUGUUAGCUUGCGUGAUUCGUCACGAGAGGUCACGGUUGAGAAAGCAUUAGGAAUGUUUUGCUACACUGUCGGACAUGGUGUCGUUCAACGGAAUGCAGCUAACUUGUUUCAACAUUCGGUUGAAACUAUAAAUCGACAUGUGUACAACGUAAUGCGUGCAUUAUGUCGCCUAUCGCGCCGUGUGAUUAAACCGAGCCAGACAACUGGGGUGAUGCCUUAUAUUGAAGGAAAUCUAAGACUUUAUCCAUGGUUCGAGGUAAAUAUUGACCAUUACAUGAUCGAUCCUUUCAUAGCAUAA
Juglans microcarpa x Juglans regia is the source of this 812-nucleotide messenger RNA. RefSeq lists its product as uncharacterized. The coding region runs from base 99 to 812 and encodes 237 amino acids. The transcript has 2 exons. NCBI's taxonomy places the organism in Eukaryota, Viridiplantae, Streptophyta, Magnoliopsida, Fagales, Juglandaceae. The record is from RefSeq and is a predicted model, not a curated record.